Colletotrichum higginsianum IMI 349063 is the source of this 456-nucleotide messenger RNA. Its product is annotated as BZIP transcription factor JlbA/IDI-4. Gene Ontology annotation, molecular function: DNA-binding transcription factor activity. Gene Ontology annotation, biological process: regulation of DNA-templated transcription. The record is from RefSeq and is a predicted model, not a curated record. The transcript has 2 exons. NCBI's taxonomy places the organism in Eukaryota, Fungi, Ascomycota, Sordariomycetes, Glomerellales, Glomerellaceae. Bases 1 to 456 code for a protein of 151 amino acids.
AUGGUCCCUUCGCUACCAACACAAUCGUACCGCGGCCACGGAUCUCCCGCCGACCUCCAGGGUAGUUUCCAAACUGGCCUUGUGGAGACUUCCAGAAUGCAAGGCUACAUCGGACUGUGCGAUGUGCCGUCGCCAAACACCGACAAUGCCAAUAUGGCACGCACGGGUUCUGUCGAUGAGGUCCUACGGCCCAAGCCCUCAGGUGGCAGCAACAGGCGCAGGGUCCAAAACUACGCAGUCGACGACACAGGAUCGGUUGACGAAGACAAUGCCAGCACCAUCAGGAGACAGCGCAACACCAUCGCCGCCCGCCGGUAUCGCCAAAAAGGCCGCGACCGUAUCGCCGAGUUGGAGUCCGCCCUGAGGGUCGUGGAAGAGGAGCGAGACCGGCUCAAGUUGGAGCUUGCAAGGAAAGAGGCCGAGGUUGACGCGUUGAGGGAGGUUUUGAGAAAGUAG